AUGGAUCCAGGUUUGCCCGCUGAUCUUUUAAGCCGCCUCGAGGCGUUGAAAGAGGGGGGGAAUGCCGACUUCAAGCGGGGCAAGUACGAGGCAGCGAUAGAAGCGUAUUCUCAGUGCCUAGCUGAAGCCACAAAAGCUCUCGACGUGAGAGCGUGCGCCACGGCUGGUGCACAUAACUCAGCGCGCACUACCACCGAUGCCCAGAUUGAAGGUAAACAUGCGUCAGAACGGGAUUCCGCCAGUGUUUCAAAGCGUGUGACCGAACUGAAGGCCCAAACGCUGUGCAACCGGGCCCUUUGCUACCAGCGCGCGAACCAGUUCGCUGCAGCGGAGGCAGAUUGCACGGAUGCGAUCGCCCUCCUUCCGUCCUACGUCAAAGGGUACUACAGACGCGCGUGUGCGCGGGAAGCUCAAGGCGACCGAAAAGCGUGCGUCGAAGAUCUUCAGACCUGUCUUCGCCUGCAGCCGGGGAACAAAGAGGCUCAGGAGAUGCUCGCAGGCGUCCGAGACAAGGUGAUGCGAGAGGAGGAGACGCGCGUCCAAGAACAGCUGCCGGAGUCUCUGAUCACUUCGGGUCUCAGCUCUGCCCUGACAGCGACCAAACGCGUCGCGUCGCUCAAGCAACUCGGCGCCUUUGUCCAGGAGAGAAAGCUGCAGCGUCAGUUCCUCAGAGACGGCAGUCUGAAGCGCAUUGCCGCGGCUUUGAAGAGCCAGAUGGACAGAGAGAUCGACGGUUCCGGCCCCGGCUCGAAAGAAGACGCACACAGAUCGAUGGAAUCUCUUGCAGAAACCACUGCUUCGGAGCCAGGUACGUGUGACAACCAAGACGGCGUAGGCGCGUUCCUCCCCAUCAGCGUCGAAGCUGCUUGCUGGGAACUGCUUCUCUCCGUCGUUCAGAAGCACCACGCGAAUGCGGAGGACGAAGACGACUCUACGGCGAACGCGGCCACGCCUUCUAUGGAGGCGCUAAACGCGCCUCUUCAAAUCGAAGCUCCCGUCCUCGAGUGCCGCCGAGCGCUCGACGGGCUCUGGACCUCCAACGACUUCCUCGUGCGCCUGCGCCAGCUUCUUCGGGCAGGCGUCGCGAUGCCGCACGAAAGCCACGCAGCGCACGAAAGCCACGCAGCGCACGAGGAGGCUGGGAAACUUCGCGCCGUCUGGCGCGGCGAGGCGUGCGACCGGCUGCUGCGAACGCUGGGCUGUGUCUCGCAGUUGCAUGCGGUCCAGUUCGACGACGACGCGUCGUUUCUCGAGGCGUGCGCCGCCGGCAUGGAGUGUCUAGACAGCCGAGAAGUCCAGCGUGCGGCAGUGGCUGCGCUCGUGGGGGUCGCGGAUGCGCGGCGCCGUCUGGGGGGACGCGUCCAGGCAGUCCGCCUUCGCCACGGGAUCGAAAAGUGUCUCGAGGACACCCUCCAAAUUGUGGCCGAUGCAGAGCAUGAGCUGGCCGCCGCAGAUCUCGCGCGAGUACCGGAAGGCCAGGGCAGCGCGUCGAAACGAGCGAGGGGCGGCACUUUCGACCGCGUCGAGGCCGUCAGUCGUCUGCAAGGCCAGGCGGAGUAUUUGAUGAUCACCUUGAUCGCGUUGCUGGCAGACAAGGACCGCGGCAAGGAAGAGCCGCCGGACAUGAAUCGCCUCGUCGACCAGCUGCUGUCGCCCUACUUCAAGCCUUCAGCUGAUCCCGAGGAGAGCGUGAUCACGCUCACAGUCGGUUUGAAGGGGUUGCGCUUGGUUUUGACCGCCGCUCGUGAAGUCGCCCGGGCGUAUCUGAUCUCAGCCUCUUCAAUUCUGCCUUACCUCUUGGCGGCUGCGGCGGGAGGCGGCAGUGCGACGCACAGCGCGACUGCGGGGACCGCCGCGCACCGGCGACAGCAGGAAGCAGCUCUGGAAGUGCUGCUGGCGUGCAUGGACUUCCCCGAACUGCGAACGAGCUUGCUGGACGCGAACGCCGUCCCCGUUUUCGCCAAGGUUUGCAGUGAGGAAGGCGGAUCCGCACGUGUGGGGUGCUGGAUGCGCGCGCGCUUGGCCGCGGCGCUCGCGCGGCUGUCUGUACACGAUGAAGACGUUCGGAUCCAGGUGUUUGACUCGAUCGACUUCUACGAGGUUCUCGAUCUGCUGCUGACAGAGAUUCGACAUGCCGGCGACGGUCGCCACGAGACGGGGGAAAGAAGCCGGGAUGGGUCGGCCCAGGCCCCGCGCUCGCUGGCCGUCGAAGAAGAGACGUUCCGAUCGCUCCUCGAGAUUUUCUUUUUCCUCAGCCUCCAUGCAGACUUCAAAAACCGGUUGGUGGGCGACAAGAAGGGAACCAAAGUGCUGCGCACGCUCCUGCAAGUGGCGAACGCCAGCGGCAAGGGGAAGAAGGCCGGCUCGGGUUCACGGCCGGCAAACAACCUGACGCGGUAUCUCCUUCUUCAGAGUCUGUGCAACAUCAUGCGGUCGCGCGAAGACAGAGAGAAGCAACGGAGAAAGAAGGGCGAAAUGGGAAGCCCGCUGGCAGACAUCGACGACGAACAACUGCAGCAACUCGAGGAGCUCUUCAAGAAGCUGCCUGCGGGCGCGAAACCGGCGCCGAACGGCGAAGUUGACCUCGGAGACAAGGCCCUCGCUGCGCAGCUGAGAGACACACUCUUGGGCCUGAACGUGGUGAAUGCGAUCUCUGUGAAUGUUUGUGCGAGUCCGCCGUCGGCGAAUGUCCUUUGCGCCGCCGCCCAGGCUUUGAAAUUCCUCUGCGCGGACGCGCGGCACCGAGGCACGAUCGUGCGCGAAGGCGGGAUCCGAACUCUCUUGACGGCCGCAGCCGGCUUGGAGGAGUACCCCGACGACCAGAGAAACGCCCGUCAAGCGGCUGCGCAGCUGUGCAUCACCACGAACCCCUCGCUGUUUUCGUACCGCGAGGCUCUGGAUCUCGUCCCCUGUCUCACGCCGUUGCUUAGGGACAACCACGAGUUGCUGCAGUACGAGGGCGCACUCGCGCUGAUCAACCUCUGUUCCCUGAACGAGGAGGUACGCAUGCGUGCGUGGCUCGGCGGCGCGUGGGAAGGCUUCGGGGAUUUGCUCUUUGGCGAGAACGACAUGUUGCGGGCUGCUGGACUCGAGGGCUGGUGCAACUUGUCGGCGUCGCCGAUGGUGCAAGAAGAGAUUGGCAAGAAAAUGGAGAGAUUUGCUGAGUCAAAGCAAGACGUCCAGGACGUGAAACUCAUGCUCGCUUUCACCAGAGAAACGAACAACCCGAGGGCACAGUCGGCCGCAGUCGCCUCCCUCGCCAUGCUCCUCGCGAACGAGAAAGUGGCGAAAUGCCUUCCAGAUUACAGCCUCUUUGGCAACAUCGAAAGGUGCCUGGACGAAGCUCUCAAGACAGACGAAGCUCUCAUCCUGCGCUGUGUCUCUGCGCUCUACAAUGUGUGGGGAGAGCUGUGCAACCGAGAGGAGACUGAGAAGCGCAUGCAGAUCGUGAAGAUUGUGGAGCGCAACCAACAGAAACUGAAGGGAGACGCAGCAGCGCUCGCUACUGACAUGAUCACUGCAGAACAGUCACAAAAAGUCCACGGAGAGAAAAAGGAAUCGGCACCAGACCCAAGUUAA
Messenger RNA from Neospora caninum, 3579 nucleotides. RefSeq names its product putative TPR domain-containing protein. NCBI's taxonomy places the organism in Eukaryota, Apicomplexa, Conoidasida, Eucoccidiorida, Sarcocystidae. The record is from RefSeq and is a predicted model, not a curated record. Bases 1 to 3579 code for a protein of 1192 amino acids. Gene Ontology annotation, molecular function: protein binding. The transcript has a single exon.